Messenger RNA from Penicillium argentinense, 603 nucleotides. Its product is annotated as H(+)-transporting V0 sector ATPase subunit c''. NCBI's taxonomy places the organism in Eukaryota, Fungi, Ascomycota, Eurotiomycetes, Eurotiales, Aspergillaceae. Bases 1 to 603 code for a protein of 200 amino acids. The record is from RefSeq and is a predicted model, not a curated record. Gene Ontology annotation, molecular function: proton-transporting ATPase activity, rotational mechanism. The transcript has 5 exons. Gene Ontology annotation, biological process: proton transmembrane transport. Gene Ontology annotation, cellular component: proton-transporting V-type ATPase, V0 domain.
AUGGCUGUCCGGUACCUGCUUGGUCUCUCCACGACCGCCCUCGUGGUGGUCGGAUUGUAUAUGCUUUUCCAGGGCGAGGGCGAAGCCUUCAAUGUCGGCCGCUUCCUCGAGGAGGUAUCUCCCUUCGCCUUUGCGAACGUCGGUAUCGCGAUGUGUAUUGGUUGCUCGGUUGUCGGAGCUGCAUGGGGUAUCUUCCUCACGGGCUCUUCGAUCCUCGGCGGUGGUGUUCGGGCACCCCGGAUCCGGACUAAGAACUUGAUCUCCAUCAUUUUCUGCGAAGUCGUCGCCAUCUACGGUGUCAUCAUGGCGAUCGUUUACUCCGCAAAGCUCAACUCGGUCCCCCAGGCUGAGCUCUACACCCAGAGCAACUAUUAUACCGGCUAUGCGCUCUUCUGGGGCGGCUUUACGGUGGGAUUCUGCAACCUGAUUUGCGGUAUAUCUGUGGGCAUCAACGGCAGUGGUGCUGCCCUCGCCGACGCUGCCGAUCCGAGCCUGUUUGUCAAGAUCCUUGUCAUUGAGAUUUUUAGUUCCGUCCUGGGUCUGUUCGGUCUCAUUACUGGUCUACUUGUGGGCGGCAAGGCCCUGGACAUCGGUGCCGCCUAA